UUUUCCCCUCAUUUACCAAAACCAAUGAACAAGUUUAAGAAAUCUCAAGUUCUGGUAUUAUUUGUUCUACUUCUUUUCCUUGCUUUUAUACCUUUAUUACCUUCCUCUCUUAAAUCUACCUACUUGUAUUUCAUCUCAAACUUCAUCAUCAUUGUACUUGCUUCUGAAGCUGGCCUUUUUUCCCUAUUAUAUAAGCCUUUAGAAGACAAAAUGCAAUCUUCUUCUCUUAUCAAGAAACCUAUUACACCCUCGGACGGAUAUUCCGAGAAAAAAGAAGCUACCAUUAGUUCUGUCUCAAAACAUGUUGAGAAGAGGCUUAAACCUGUUGAAAAGUCAGCAUCUGAGACUGAGAGGGUUGUUUCUUUCACCAAAGUGGAUAUAGUGAAAAAGAGCACUUUCAUAGGUAGUGGAGAGGAUGAUGAUAUUGAAAUACAAGAGGAGAUUGAGGGACUUAAUGGUCAAGAGCUAUAUGUAAAAGCAGACGUUUUCAUUAGGAACUUCUACAAACAGUUGAAGCUGCAGAAAGAUGAAUCUUAGAUUUAUUAGAAAGUUUUAUAAUAAUGUGAUUUCUAUAGUCUUAAAGUAGAAACUUUUUUUUUUUCUUUUGAAAAUAACUAAACUAGCUACCUUGAAAAUAACUAUUUUUA
Medicago truncatula (barrel medic) is the source of this 647-nucleotide messenger RNA. RefSeq lists its product as uncharacterized. The coding region runs from base 25 to 537 and encodes 170 amino acids. The transcript has a single exon. The record is from RefSeq and is a predicted model, not a curated record. NCBI's taxonomy places the organism in Eukaryota, Viridiplantae, Streptophyta, Magnoliopsida, Fabales, Fabaceae.